CUGAGUUAGCACUGGGGGUCCCGGUCUGGGCCUGGAGCGCAGCAUCUGCACCGCAAAUUAGAGGCCAGGCCCCGGGGGAGUGACGGGCCCCUGGGUAGAGGACGGGUGGCGGGGCGGAAUGGUCUCUGGGGUUGAGUAAAGGGCGGGCGGUGGUCGCGGGGCUGCGGCUUGCCCCUCCCCCCCCCCCCCCGGGGCGGCGGAGUUUCUAUGCUGAGGCCCCGGGCUGGGAGUCGCUGCUUCCCCCUGUCCCGGUGAUGGACGAGUGGAAGCCGAACCCCAGGGCCAAACCCUUCGUUCCGCGGCGGCACCGCAGCUGGUUCAUCGCCUGGAAGUACAGGUUCACGGGACAGCGGUCAGUGAGGAGGCUGUGCCAGACUGCUGCAUUGCUGUUUUUACUUGUGACUGUAAUUGUCAACAUCAAGCUUAUUUUAGAUACAAGAAGAGCUGCAGCUGAGGAGGAAUUAGUACAAGACUAUGAUAAUGCCAUACCCAAUAUGGAAACUGCUCGCAGGCCAUCCCAUGGCCGAAAGGUCCUGGACAUUGAAGUCUACUCCAGCAGGUCAAAGGUCUAUGUUGCUGUUGAUGGAACCACAGUUCUUGAGGAUGAAGUCAAAGAGCAGGGUCGAGGAAUACACGUUAUUGUUUUGAAUCAAGCUACAGGUCAUGUGAUGGCGAAACGCGUGUUUGACACGUAUUCACCCCAUGAAGAUGAAGCAAUGAUUCUUUUCUUAAAUAUGGUCUCUCGAGGAAGAAUCCUUCUCUUUACAAUCAAGGAUGAGGGAUCCUUCCAUCUGAAAGACACAGCGAAAAGCCUACUUAAAGGACUGGGUAGUCAGAUUGCCUCAUCGCUUAGUUGGCGAGACAUGUGGACUUUUGUGGUAAAGAAAGGAGGUCAAGUAUAUGGUGAAAAACAUUCAAAGUCCCCAGCUUUGGCCACUUGGGGAGAUCCUGUUUUAUUGAAGACUGAGGUUCAACUAACCUCUGCUGAAGAUGCCGAGUGUCAUUGGGCAGACACAGAUGCCAAUCGGAGGAGGAAGACUUUUUGCAGCAAAGUGGAAGGAUAUGGGAGCAUCUGCAGCUGUAAGGAUCCAGCACCUAUUGAAUUUAACCCCGAGCCUCUAAAAAAUAACAAAGUUUAUGAAGUUCCAGUGGCAGUGAUAGCUGGUAACAGGCCCAACUACCUUUACAGAAUGUUGCGCUCAUUACUGUCUGCACAGGGUGUGAACCCGGAGAUGAUCGUUGUCUUCAUAGAUGGCUACUAUGAGGAACCAAUGGAUGUGGUGGAGCUUUUUGGCCUGAAGGGUGUUCAGCACACGCCUAUUAGUAUUAAGAAUGCUCGAGUCUCUCAGCACUACAAAGCCAGUUUGACUGCUACAUUCAAUUUACACCCGGAUGCGAAGUUUACUGUGGUACUGGAGGAAGACUUAGAUAUUUCAGUGGACUUCUUCAGUUUUCUCAGCCAGACGAUCCACUUACUUGAAGAUGAUGAAAGUCUGUACUGCAUAUCUGCUUGGAAUGAUCAGGGUUAUGAGCACACAGCAGAAGAUACUACUCUGCUCUAUCGAGUGGAGAGUAUGCCAGGGCUUGGCUGGGUUUUAAAGAAGAGCCUUUAUAAAGAUGAGCUGGAGCCAAAGUGGCCAACACCAGAGAAGCUUUGGGACUGGGACAUGUGGGUGAGAAUGCCUGAACAAAGAAAAGGUCGAGAGUGUAUUAUCCCUGAUGUGUCACGAUCUUAUCAUUUUGGCAUUGUUGGACUGAAUAUGAAUGGAUAUUUUCAUGAAGCCUACUUUAAGAAGCACAAGCUUAACACUGUUCCAAACGUACAACUCAAAAAUGUGGACAGUCUGAAAAAGGAUGCCUAUGAGACUGAAAUUCACAAACUGAUAAGUGAAGCCAAGGUUCUAGACCACAGCAAAAACCCCUGUGAAGAUAGUUUUAUUCCAGACACUGAAGGAAAAAUCUACAUUAUGUAUAUUAGAAUGGAACAGGAGGCUGACUUUACAACAUGGACACAGUUAGCUAAGUGCCUACAUAUCUGGGAUCUGGAUGUCCGAGGUAACCACAAAGGCAUGUGGCGACUAUUCAGAAAGAAGAACCACUUGCUUGUUGUGGGUGCACCUUCCUCUCCUUAUUCGUCAAAGAAACCUGCAUCAGUUACCCCCAUUUACCUUGAACCACCUCCAAAGGAAGAUGUGGAAUUAAGCUGAGAAUGGGCAAGCAAGGAAAUCCACUAUGAUGAGCAUGACAAUUUUAAACCACUAUAUUUAAUGUACAGUUUACCAUGAUGUUUACAUGUUGGUUUAUAAUGGUUUGCUUAAAGUAAAGAAAACAAUUUUUUACCUGCAGCUAAUACUUGAUUACGUGUAACACUACUAAAGACAUAGUUUGUAAAUUAUGGAUCCAAGUAUUUAUUUUGCUUGAGCAUUUUCUGAAGCACUGGCAACAUCAAUUAUUUGAGAAAGUGAAACCAAUGUAUCCCAUAAUUUAUGAAUCAAGUCCUAAUUCAUCGUAGCAAAAUAUUAUAACCAAUAAGUGGAGAAAUUGACAAAAAGGAUUCCUUCAAACCAGUGUUUUAUUUCCUUAUACCAUGCAUUAGUUUUUUUCUACAAUAACUCUCUUGCACAUGUUUGUAUUUUGUACUGUGUAUUUGGGUGAUGACAAGAAUUACAACACAGAACCUUGUCAUGAUAUAGAAUUCUGGAAAUAAAUAAACCACUAUAACUAAGCCAUCAGUUUAUGUAACCUGUGAUUAUAAAGCUGAGAGAUCAAA
This is a messenger RNA of Carcharodon carcharias (great white shark), 2770 nucleotides long. It is a transcript of the gene pomgnt1, whose product is annotated as protein O-linked mannose N-acetylglucosaminyltransferase 1 (beta 1,2-). Gene Ontology annotation, biological process: protein O-linked glycosylation via N-acetylgalactosamine. Gene Ontology annotation, molecular function: beta-1,3-galactosyl-O-glycosyl-glycoprotein beta-1,3-N-acetylglucosaminyltransferase activity. Gene Ontology annotation, cellular component: Golgi membrane. The record is from RefSeq and is a predicted model, not a curated record. Bases 255 to 2207 code for a protein of 650 amino acids. The transcript is spliced from 21 exons. Lineage: Eukaryota; Metazoa; Chordata; Chondrichthyes; Lamniformes; Lamnidae.